Messenger RNA from Anopheles darlingi, 3842 nucleotides. RefSeq names its product protein yellow. The record is from RefSeq and is a predicted model, not a curated record. Bases 838 to 2280 code for a protein of 480 amino acids. The transcript is spliced from 3 exons. Gene Ontology annotation, cellular component: extracellular region. Lineage: Eukaryota; Metazoa; Arthropoda; Insecta; Diptera; Culicidae.
GUCGCCAGAGCCGACCGCAGAUACUUUCCAUUCCACCGAUGUUGGUCCGUCGACGAUUUGUUGUUUCGCGCUCAUCGCGAGCAGAUCGCCACGUUUCGAUCGCGCUGGUAGUCAGUAGGACGUCCCUGGUUUAGCAUUAGAAUAUCUUGUUUCUAGUAGCUACUGCUGGUGUCGAAUAUUCGGAAAGGAACUGAAUCAACGGACGGCAAAGAAUUAACACGGCAGCAGCAGCAGAGUGAGCGAGUUAGCAACAAGCAGUAAGCGGCCCCAGCCGGGUCUAGGCAACGCAAGUCAGAGAGGUGGUGAAGGUUGCCCUGCGCCAGUAAUCGUGCGCCAAUACUGGAAGAAGGGGGUGUUGGUAGAAGGUCUCCCCAGUACCGGCGGCAAGCAGCGGCCAGUUGCACUAGGCGAGUUGAAGCCGAAUGAAUCGUGCGAGAGUAACGUUAGGUAGCGACUAGCUGCUACCACGCCCGAAUCUUCGUUCUAAGUAUACCAGUAACGCCUAGUCCGGUACUCGUAGUGAAUCGUAGUUGCUGUCAGUUGUGUUUUGUGUUUCGGCCAGCUCCCACGCUUAUACCCACGGUUUACAGUGGCCUCUAAUGUUUGAACGUUCCGGAACCCAAUGAGCUCUCCUCAUCACGGGUAUUAGGGAAGUGUUUUGUGAGAUACGAUUGACAAAGCAAUAGUGUGGCAGGUACUAGACCUUACGUUACCAACGAAAGAUAACCUUCAAAUCUUCAGCGCUUGUGCCUUGAACAUUUGGAAAGGUUUUCAUCUUCUGGUUGAUCUACAAUUGUCACCGACCAGUAGUGUCCAGUGACCAGUGAAGUGAACAAAAUGUUUCGAAUCACGCGAUCAUCGAUGCAUCGAUUGCUCGUCACCGUUUGCUUGCUGCAUCUAACUACAUUUAUACCCCGUCCAGCCCUGGGCAACGACAAUCUACGUGUAGCGUACCAAUGGAACCAAAUCGAUUUUGAGUUUUCCAGCGACACCGAGCGACAAGAGGCUCUCGCCUCGGGGCGUUACAUCCCGGAAAAUGUAAUUCCCGUUGGACUGGAAGUGUACAAGAAGCGACUCUUUCUGACACUUCCCCGCUGGAAACAGGGCAUCCCGGCUUCGCUCGCAUACAUCAACCUCAACGAAACGACAACACAAUCACCACGUUUAUACCCAUACCCCAACUGGAGUGCGCACCGACGGUUGAGUGAGAACGACGCACAGGAAAUAGUAUCACCGUUCCGGAUACGAGCUGAUCGUUGUGGCCGGCUAUGGGUGCUAGAUACCGGUGUCGAUGAGUUGCUGGGCAACACGACCGUCUUUGCACCCACCUCACUGCUGGUGUACGAUCUCACAUCCGAUAAUCUACUUCGCCGCUAUCAGUUCCCCAGUGAUCAUCUCAAAGAAAAUUCAUUUUACGCAAAUAUUGCUGUAGAAGAUGCAGUUUGUGACGAUACGUUCGCAUAUGCGGCCGAUCUCGGUAGCCCAGGUCUGGUGGUGUACUCCUGGAAACAACAGGAAUCGUGGCGAGUGAAGCAUCACUUCUUUUACCCGGAUCCACUAGCCGGAAACUACAACAUCACGGGCAUCAACUUCCAGUGGGACGAUGGGCUUUUCGGACUUGCACUCUCCAAGCCGCAAUCCGAUGGCUUUGCGACACUCUUCUUCCAUCCGCUGAGCUCACUCAAUGAGUUCUCAGUGUCCACCAAGGUGCUGCGGAAUCGAACCUACGCGCUUGACACGAGGAACUACAAGGAAUUCAAGGUUCUUGGAUCGCGCGGUCCUAACGGACAGGCCGGAGUGGCCUUUCUCGAUCAGAAAACCGGGGUCAUUUUCUACGCUCUUCCCAACCUGAACGCGGUCACAUGCUGGAAAACAUCCAAUCGCGCAUUAAAUUUUAAAUCUCUCGGCCGUGUUUAUAUGAGCAGCGUCGAAAUGGUCUUCCCUAAUGACGUCAAGGUGGAUGACGAAAGUCGGCUAUGGGUACUGUCCGAUCGGUUACAUCAGUACAUGUACGAGUCCCUCAAUCGGAAUGACAUCAACUUCCGUGUCCUUACGGCUACAGUAAAGGAUGCCAUUCAAAACACGGCCUGUGAUACGAACAUCAAACCCCUGCCAGAUAUCAUCACAAACCUCGGUGACAUUCUACGGCCAUCGACCAGUACAGUGGCUCCAAAGAGUGGAUCCAGUGUGGCACUAACUCUUCAGUCUAAUCGUUUCAUCACGGUGCUGCUAGCAACAGUCAUUACUCUACUUUUCUCAUCGAACCUCAUCACAACGUAGCUCACGACAUGCUCCGAGCUGUCGCAUCACGAUCGGGGAAUCAUUAAUGUUUGAAGAAUUUCCAAAAACCGUUGCAAACCAUUACAGCACAGAUGCGAUUGUAAAACAAUCACAUUGGGUGAAGGCAGAAACAAAGCUUCUGGUAGCUUUUUUUGAACAAAAAUAUUUUUUAUCAGUAUUGUAUAAAGUAUGAUUGAGCAGGUCCAUUGAAGAGGAAAAGAAAAUGUUUAUUGUUGAUUAUCUCUAACAAACUGUCCCCGGAAUGCAACUAUCGCUCUUUUUAAUGCUGUGCUAGCAACCAUGUCCCGAUGAAUCGAAUAGCAAAUCAAUCCAAAGCACGAGCUAGGUGAUAACCCGCUCAUAUCCGCCUUUCCUCGACCUGUCAUCCACCCUUACCCCAACCCCAGCCCACCCAUCCACCCAAAAUUACGCCUAUCAAGUGAUCAACCUUAUUUAACGGCCAUAUUCCCUGCAGUCUUUACCAAUCAUGUUCUGUGAGCAGUUGUGUCAUAAUUGUUAAUAAUUAGUCAACGUACCAAAAUAAAAAUAGGAAAAACGAUUUAGAACACUAUCGAGCUGGAGUAUUCUUUAUAGUGAAUUAUUUUAAGAAGCUGUUAUUCUUCCUCGUCACUCAUUCACUCGUGUUGUUCCCAGCCAUUACAAUGCGACAAACUAUAUUUCCUCAAAAAAUUAAAUUGCAACCGUAAAGGCAACUGACUCACUCCUAGGAGUUCUUAGUAAAUCAUUUCAAAUUUAUCUAUUCUUACAAUCAUUCAAACAAAAGAGCCUUGUUUAUCAAUAAACAUACAACAGUUUCAGUUAAGUGAGAAGUAUUGUUUGUUGUUCCAUCUGAAUUAUUUUGUGAAACUUCCUGAAACUACUAAACUGAAACAUGUAUCAAUAAACGUAACAAUGCAGAAAAUAAUUUUGACUCGGUUUCCGAUAAUAUUACGGAAAUAUGUGAAUCAUUGACGAAAGGAUUCUGUGAUUGUUAAGCUCCAGGUAAAAUUGACGAUUUAAAAAGAAAUUUUACUUCUCUUUUUGCUACUUUUUAGUUGUACUUUACAAGUCACUUGUAAACAAAUUACUUGUAAAAUCAUUCAACUGCUGCUGUUAAAUUUUUGACGAUAUAGUUGCAAGGACAUUCUGCCACUGAAGAACUUGCAUGUUUAUUGAUUCACUUAAAAAUAAUGAGUCCAUUAGAAUUAUGGCAGAAAAUAUAUUGGGAUCAUCAUCUCAAAAUGUGACCUGAGGUAGGAGAUUCGGUUAUUCAUAGAAAAAAUACACCACAAUCCGAACAGGCUUGAAGUCCUAAAUAGCUGAGGAAGAGUUAUGGAAAAUACUGCAUGAAAAAAAAAAGUUUUUCCAUCCCUGCAAAAAGUUUACCUUUUGGCUGAUUUUUCCGACAUAUAAAAGACCUACAUAUAAAAAAGUCGUAUAUCAAUAAUCAAACAAUAGAUUAGUUUUUUAUUCUUCUUUACUUUGCUUUUUAUUUUGAAAAAUAACCCACUAGAAAAAAAGAUAUUACAAAAAUAGUCGAGUAAGGUACGUAAACCACACCA